AUGUUGUGACGUGACCUAUUAGGAAACGUCACUUUGACGUCUACAAUAUAAACUUUAUAUUGGAAUUGAUAUAACUGGACAUAUUUCAUGAGAAUUUUCAAUUUUUGAACAUAAAACCCGUGAACGAAAGUAAACUCCUCUUAUCAAUAAUAAAGGAAAUUCACCAUAACCGAAUCUGCAAAAUCUGGAAAAGAUAAAUAAUGAAAAUCUGAUAAACAUUCUUAUAAGAUUGAAACAUGGGAAACGUCGAUACCAAAUUAAGUUUUAGACAAGCUGUUGUUGAAUUAACAUCGAAAGCAGAACCAAUCGAUGCUGGUGAUGAAUCUUUUUGGGAACAAUUUUGGUCUGAAAAUGUAACCAAUGUACAGGAUGUAUUUACUUUAGUGCCUGCAACGGAAAUCAGAGGGUUAAGAGAGGAAGCUCCUUCUAAUUUAGCAACCUUAUGUUAUAAAGCUGUUGAAAAACUUGUUAAGGUAGUUGAUAGCAGUUGCAGAACUCAAAGAGAGCAACAAACAGCCUUAAAUUGCGCAAGACUUUUGACAAGGAUUUUACCUUAUAUUUUUGAAGACCCAGAAUGGAAAGGUUUCUUCUGGUCAUCCUUACCAAGCCAAGGAAAUGAUGAAGAUGAAUCAACACCCUUGGCCCAGUCCUUAUUGAAUGCCGUCUGUGAUCUCCUUUUCUGUCCAGACUUCACAGUAGUUGGUGGUAGGAAAAAUGGUCCUGAUAAAGCUGAAGAACUUUCAGCAAUUGACAGCUGUGAAUACAUUUGGGAAGCAGGCGUUGGUUUCGCCCAUUCCCCUGCUAAAAAUCCUAUGUUCGAAUCCAAUCGUACUGAAUUGUUGAAAUUGUUACUCACAUGUUUCAGUGAAACUAUGUAUCAACCUCCUACUGAUAUUUCACACAAUCCAAACAAAUGGAUAGCACAUCUAACAUCGUCAGAAAACAGACAUGCUCUACCUAUGUUUACUUCGCUUAUAAACACAUUGGCAUCUUAUGAUCCUGUUGGCUUAGGUGUUCCAUACAACCAUUUGAUCUUCAACGAUUGGCUUGAGCCACUUGUUGAAGCUUGCCUUCAAAUACUUAUUGUAACAUUGGACCAUGACACAAGUUCUUCAACCUCAGCAGAAGGAGAAGAUACCUCCAUACCAGACAACUUGUUCAUCAACUAUCUUUCGAGGAUACACAGAGAUGAAGACUUUCAUUUCAUUUUAACUGGGAUUACAAGGUUACUCAACAACCCAUUGAUACAAACGUACCUUCCCAAUUCCACCAAAAAGGUACACUUUCAUCAAGAGUUGCUAGUGUUUUUCUGGAAGAUUUGUGACUACAAUAAGAAAUUCCUUUAUUUUGUGUUGAAAAGCAGCGAUGUGCUAGAGGUUCUUGUUCCUAUUCUUUACCAUUUGAACGAUUCUAGAGCUGAUCAAUCAAGAGUUGGCUUGAUGCAUAUUGGUGUUUUCAUCCUUCUUUUAUUAUCUGGCGAGAGAAAUUUCGGAGUAAGAUUGAACAAACCGUACACCGCUACCAUACCAAUGGAUAUUCCUGUUUUCACCGGUACUCACGCUGACCUCUUAAUAAUCGUCUUCCACAAGAUCAUUACGACUGGACAUCAAAGACUUCAACCUCUCUUCGAUUGUUUGCUGACCAUUUUAGUGAAUGUUUCCCCUUAUUUGAAGACGCUCUCUAUGGUUGCAAGUACCAAGCUGUUACACCUUCUAGAGGCUUUCAGCACCCCUUGGUUCCUGUUUUCGUCCCCUUCGAAUCACCACUUGGUGUUUUUCCUUCUUGAAAUCUUCAACAACAUUAUCCAGUAUCAGUUUGACGGCAACUCCAAUCUGGUGUAUACAAUAAUAAGAAAACGUCAGGUAUUCCACAGUUUGGCCAACUUACCUGUAGACUACAGCACAAUCUCAAAAUCUUUGAAUAAGAGAGCUAAAAAACUGUCGACUGGUGUUUCGCACGAAAAUGUUUCUGAAAUACCGAUGGAAGGGUCCAAACCGGCCCUACCUGCUGAACCGGGUACGUUGAAGGCCACCUUGGCUGACACUCCUAACAUAGCACAGAUGACAGAGAGAGAAUCCGCCCAUCCAAACUUUCAACAUUUUGAACAAGUAACUUUGACAAACGGUAUGGCCACUGUGAGCAUAAACGCACCUGACAUGAGCCAAGAAGGCAACUGCGAUGUUGUUCCAGGUCAGAAAAACGAGCAACCGCCAUCCGAGACCAAAGAAAUUCGACCUAAAAGUCCUAGUAACAGUCUGGCAGGAAGUACUUAUUCCAAGAGAAGUGUAGCCACUAAAAACAGCCUUCGAGUUACCGAAGUACCUGAAGGUUCUAACGGUCAAUGGGUACCUACAGGAGAAUGGGUUCAUUCCUGGAAGUCCAAAUUGCCUUUACAAACCAUCAUGAGACUGCUCCAAGUGCUGGUUCCUCAAGUAGAAAAAAUUUGCAUUGACAAGGGGCUGACUGACGAAAGUGAAAUUUUGAAAUUCCUCCAACAUGGUACUUUGGUAGGACUCUUGCCUGUGCCCCACCCGAUUUUGAUAAGAAAAUAUCAAGCCAAUUCAGGAACGACAACAUGGUUUCGAACUUAUAUGUGGGGUGUUAUAUACUUGAGGAAUGUGGAUCCUCCAGUAUGGUACGAUACUGAUGUAAAACUAUUCGAGAUUCAACGGGUUUAAUUUAGUCAAUGUUACUUAGUUCAAAUUAUCUGUUAUUUAUUUAAUUUAUUAUAUAGUUCAUGUUUAAUUAUUGUCACCAUUGUGAUAAUUCAAACUUGGAAGAUAAUUAUUGUGCAUUUAUGUGAAAGCUUUAAGCGAAUCUCCUGGAUUUAAUUUAGUGAUUGUUUAAUUAAUUUACGCUUAGCUGAGUUAAUCAAGUUACCUUUGCUUUACCAUGGAAUUGUUUAGUACUUACUCUCAACUUUAAGAGAAUCUUUGGAAAAUGAUAAAGUGCCCUAUUGUAUCUGCAUUUACAAAUCAGAAGAAAAGACUGUGUUACAUUCGUAAGGUCCACUUCUCAUUCCCUGUUGUGAUUAUUUUGAAUAAAAUAUAAUUUAGAAGGUAGACAAAAUAGACAAGAUUUCUAUUUUAAGUAUGAUUAUAUCCAUUACUUUAUGUUCGGACAAUUGUGGAAUUGUAUCUUCAAAAUUAUGUAUGAAAUAUAAGUGUCAACAUAUCAAA
Harmonia axyridis is the source of this 3179-nucleotide messenger RNA. Its product is annotated as protein HID1. The transcript is spliced from 14 exons. Gene Ontology annotation, cellular component: Golgi medial cisterna; Golgi trans cisterna; membrane. Lineage: Eukaryota; Metazoa; Arthropoda; Insecta; Coleoptera; Coccinellidae. The record is from RefSeq and is a predicted model, not a curated record. The coding region runs from base 237 to 2678 and encodes 813 amino acids.